Molecule: messenger RNA, 1278 nt
Organism: Python bivittatus (Burmese python)
Lineage: Eukaryota; Metazoa; Chordata; Lepidosauria; Squamata; Pythonidae
Gene: HRH3
Product: histamine receptor H3
Biological process (GO): adenylate cyclase-inhibiting G protein-coupled acetylcholine receptor signaling pathway; chemical synaptic transmission; G protein-coupled receptor signaling pathway, coupled to cyclic nucleotide second messenger
Cellular component (GO): plasma membrane; dendrite; synapse
Molecular function (GO): histamine receptor activity; G protein-coupled acetylcholine receptor activity; G protein-coupled serotonin receptor activity
Source: RefSeq, a predicted model, not a curated record
AUGGACAGCUCCCCGGGCGCCCGGGCGCUGAACGGUUCGGGGAGCCCCGAGAAAGCGUUGGGAGAUGAGCUCUCGGGCCCGUUCUCGACCGCCUGGACCAUCGCCUUGGCGGCGCUGAUGGCUCUGCUGAUCGUGGCCACGGUGGUUGGCAACGCACUAGUGAUGCUGGCCUUUGUGGUGGACUCCAGCUUGAGGACACAGAACAAUUAUUUCCUCCUGAACUUGGCCAUCUCCGAUUUCCUAGUAGGUGCCUUUUGUAUUCCAUUGUACAUACCCUAUGUCCUCACUGGAAGAUGGGCCUUUGGAAAAAGCUUUUGCAAACUCUGGCUGGUGAUGGAUUAUCUGCUGUGCACAACUUCAGUCUUCAAUAUCGUUCUGAUUAGUUAUGACCGAUUCCUGUCUGUAACCAGAGCGGUCUCAUAUAGAGCUCAGCAAGGAGACACCAAGCAAGCCGUAUUCAAGAUGGUGAUGGUUUGGGUUUUAGCUUUCUUGCUCUAUGGACCUGCAAUUAUCAGCUGGGAAUACAUAUCUGGGCGAAGCAUCAUCCCUGAUGGGGAAUGCUACGCUGAAUUUUUUUACAACUGGUACUUUCUCAUCACUGCCUCCACCCUUGAGUUUUUUACCCCUUUCAUCAGUGUGAUGUUUUUCAACUUGAGCAUCUACCUGAACAUACAGAAACGUACCAGGGUCCGCAGGGAUGUCCUUCAUGAGAGCCAGAAUUUCAUGGAAGAGACAGAAAUGAGCCCAGAGCCCAAGCUUUCCAUGAAAUGCUGUAAGUGGGAGGAAAAGGAUCCAGCCACCGACAAUGUUCCAAAGUGGGACAUUCCAGAAGAAAAUGCCCAAGGAAGUAUAAAUAUAAAGCAUUCACAGGACUCUAAUACAGAAAAAAAACCUUCUAGCAAAAGGAAUUAUAAAGACUUGGCAUCCACCCUUUCUUUAGAGAAACGGUUGAAGGUGGCUUCCCAAAAUAUGUCCCAGCGUUUUAGGCUCACUAGGGACAAGAAAGUAGCAAAAUCACUAGCCGUUAUUGUGGGCAUAUUUGGCCUUUGUUGGGCACCGUAUACACUACUCAUGAUUAUCCGAGCUGCUUGCCAUGGCCACUGUAUCCCUGAAUAUUGGUAUGAGGCUUCUUUCUGGCUCUUGUGGGUCAAUUCUGCCAUCAACCCCAUCCUCUACCCACUCUGUCACUACAGCUUCAGGAGAGCCUUUGUUAAACUCUUGUGCCCAAAGAAAUUGAAGAUCCAGCCCCACAAUUCUCUCCAAAAAUGCUGGAAGUAA